AUGAACGAUACCAUGGAUGUCCUCGAUGAGAAACAGAACGGCGGCCCUUCGAUGGAGGUAGACGAGGUGGUCUCCGUGCGGGAUGAAGAAGCGUUUGCCGCAAAGCACAUGCCUGACCUUGGCCACGAAGUGAAGGAUCAAAAAUCUUUUACAUGGCCCUUGAAGAAUUGGAAGAAAUUGGACAAGAAGCUAACUAGUCCUGAAUUCGAAUGUGGCGGUCACAAAUGGUGGGGACAAACUCAGGCUCAUUGUUCCCUCACUUACAGUUCUACAAGGCGGAUUCUCUUAUUUCCUUUCGGAAAUUCCAAUGCACCGCCCAAUGACACAGUUUCUGUAUACCUCGACUAUGCGGAGCCAAAGAAGGCGCCGGAAGGAUGGCAUGCAUGUGCUCAAUUUGCCCUCGUCAUUUCGAAUGUUCAUGAUCCAACUAUUUUCACUGUCAGCCACGCUCACCAUCGUUUCAUUGCGGAGGAGUGCGACUGGGGAUUUACUCGCUUUAGCGAGUUGCGCAAAUUAUUCAAUCCCCACGAAAACCAACCACGACCAACUAUUGAGGACGAAGCUGCUGAUAUAACCGUUUUUGUCCGAGUGUUAGAAGACCCCACCGGCGUGCUAUGGCAUAAUUUUGUAAACUAUGAUUCAAAGAAAGAAACGGGUUGCGUUGGUCUGAAAAAUCAAGGCGCUACAUGCUACAUGAACUCACUUCUCCAAUCGCUCUAUUGUACACGCUAUUUCCGCAGGGCUGUCUAUCAAAUUCCAACUGAGGACGAUCACCCCACAGAGAGCGUUGCUUUAGCAUUGCAACGGGCAUUUUAUCAUUUACAGACGUCUGACCAGCCUGUCGGAACAACGGAGCUAACAAAAUCUUUCGGUUGGAAAUCUCUGGAUUCCUUCUUGCAACACGAUGUGCAAGAGUUCAACCGUGUGCUACAGGAUAAAUUGGAGUCUAAAAUGAAGGGUACCCAAGCCGAAGGCGCCAUUGCAAAGUUGUUUGUCGGGAAAAUGAAGAGCUAUAUCAAGUGUGUCGGUGUUGAUUACGAGUCAUCUCGAAUUGAAGAGUUCAAUGAUAUACAGCUCAACGUCAAGGGCAUGAAGAAUCUCUACGAGUCCUUCAAGGACUACGUUGCUGUUGAGAUGCUGGAUGGAGAGAACAAAUAUCAAGCUGAAGGUUUGGGCCUCCAAGAUGCGAAGAAAGGCAUCAUCUUCGAAUCAUUCCCUCCAGUUCUCCAUCUUCAGCUCAAACGUUUUGAAUAUGACGUUCAGCGUGACGCCAUGGUCAAGAUCAAUGAUCGUCAUGAAUUCCCCUUUGAGAUUGAUCUGGACGAGUUUUUGGACGUCAGUGCGGAUCGAUCACAACCAUGGGUUUACAAGCUCCAUGGUGUGCUCGUCCAUUCUGGAGAUUUGCACGGGGGCCAUUACUUUGCUCUUAUAAAACCCGAUCGCGAGACAAGAUGGCUCAAGUUCGACGAUGAUCGAGUCACUCCUGUCACGGAUAAAGAAGUUCUCGAGGAGAACUACGGUGGCGAAGCUCUCAAUGGCAUUCUGCCCGCUAUCCAACGCACUCAAGGUCGAACAAUGAAGCGCUUUACCAACGCAUACAUGUUAGUAUACAUUCGCGAGUCAGCCAUCAAUGAAGUGUUGGCGCCAUUCACUGAGGAAGAUACCCCACCCCACCUAAAGCGGCGAUUGGAUGAAGAACGCAUGCAAAUCGAGGCGAAGAAGCGAGAGCGGGAAGAGCAACAUCUUUUCUUGACAGCCAAGGUCAUUACGGAUGAUACUUUUGCGCGGCACGAGGGCUUUGAUCUUGCAUCCUUUGACGAGAAAAACUGGCCCCCUUCAGAGUUACCUAGUUUCCGGGUUUUGAAACAAGAGCCAUACAGCACGUUCAAGAGCCGCGUCGCCCAGCAUUUCAACUUCCUCGAAACCCAGAUUCGUUUAUGGGUAUUAGUCAACAGACAGAACAAGACUGUCAGACCAGACACACAUAUACCAGAAAACGAACCAACCCUUACGGUUGAGGUGAUCCGGAACAACAUGGCGGCGAGGCAGAAUGAUCUUCGGCUCUACCUUGAUAUCAUUCCAGAUCCAUCCAAGCCUGAUCCUCCUGCUCAAUCAAUAAUGAUAUUUUUGAAGCACUUUGACACAUCGAAACAAUCCUUGUUGGGCGCUGGAAAGGUAUGUAUGCCAAGGACGAGCAAAGUGGGUGACCUGGUCCCGGUCAUAAACGAGAGAAUGCGGUGGACGCCAGGAACACCCAUCAAGCUUUAUGAGGAAAUCAAACCUGGGAUGAUUGAACUGAUGAAACCCAAAAUGUCUUUCGCACAAAGUGAGAUUCAGGACGGGGAUGUCAUUUGUUUCCAAGUCGAUCUUCCGGAGAAAGAGAUCCAUGACAUUGAAAGCCAAGGGAUGUAUCCCAACCCUGUUCAGUACUACGACUUCCUUCAGAAUCGGGUGAUGAUCAUUUUCAGACCAAAAGUCGAAGAACCGAGUCAUGAUCAUCCAGAGUUCAAUCUAGUUUUGAGCAAGAAACAAAACUACGACAUAAUGUCAGUCAAGGCGGGAGAAUACUUGAGACAUGAUCCAAUCAAACUUCGUUUCACGACGACGCAUGCAACGAACGGCUCCCCCAAAUCUGUUUUGAAGAGGUCGCUGAACCAAAGCAUAGCUGAGAUCAUGCAGCCGAGUUAUAUCAACCCGACCACCACCGUGAUACUAUACGAGAAAUUGGAUGUCAGCAUUGUUGAGCUCGAGACGAAGCGCAGCCUCAAGGUCACCUGGACGGGCAUUCACAACAAGGAAGAAAUUACGAUCCCUUUUCUUCUACCGAAGACAAGCAUGGUGCACGAUUUAGCCGAUAACCUCGCUAAAAAGGUAACCCUAACUCCUGGUGGAACGGGAAAAAUACGCGUCUUCGAGAUUUCUAAGGAUGGGAAGACUCAGAAGGAGUUUACGGGUUCUGAGAUGAUCGGUAACAUUCCAGAUCCAGUUGAACUGUACGCAGAGGAAAUUCCUCGAGAGGAGCUCGAAGCAGAUGAUUCCGACAAAGUGAUUGGGGUUUUCCAUUUCUCCAAGGAGCUGUCACGGACACACGGCGUUCCAUUCAAGUUUGUUGUAAAACGGGGUGAGAAAUUUGUUGACACGAAGAAGCGUUUGCAAGCCCGAAUAGGCGUUUCCGACAAAGAUAUAGUCAAGUAUCGUUUUGCGCUCAUCCAGGUUUCAACAUUCAAACAACCGUCUUACAUUGAGGAUGACGAUACUAUAUACGACCACCAAUUCGCUCCAGAAGACGUUCUUGGGCUAGACCAUGUUGAUAAAUCCGGAAAGACAAGAUCUGGGGCAGGACAGACGUCAAUCGUUAUCCGAGGCUGAUCACCCAAAGUGUAGUUUAGUUUAGGCAUCCCUCGAUACAUCUCACGUCAUAUUCAAAUUUCUUUUGUUAUCAUUCGUACUGGUCAAUUCAAUAUCGCGC
Messenger RNA from Laccaria bicolor S238N-H82, 3469 nucleotides. RefSeq lists its product as uncharacterized. Lineage: Eukaryota; Fungi; Basidiomycota; Agaricomycetes; Agaricales; Hydnangiaceae. The coding region runs from base 1 to 3369 and encodes 1122 amino acids. Gene Ontology annotation, cellular component: nucleus; cytosol. Gene Ontology annotation, biological process: protein deubiquitination; regulation of protein stability. The transcript is spliced from 19 exons. Gene Ontology annotation, molecular function: protein binding; cysteine-type deubiquitinase activity; cysteine-type endopeptidase activity. The record is from RefSeq and is a predicted model, not a curated record.